This is a messenger RNA of Asparagus officinalis (garden asparagus), 1435 nucleotides long. Its product is annotated as COX assembly mitochondrial protein 2 homolog. The record is from RefSeq and is a predicted model, not a curated record. The transcript is spliced from 4 exons. NCBI's taxonomy places the organism in Eukaryota, Viridiplantae, Streptophyta, Magnoliopsida, Asparagales, Asparagaceae. Gene Ontology annotation, cellular component: mitochondrion. The coding region runs from base 966 to 1214 and encodes 82 amino acids.
UCUUGUUGUUUACUUUUAUUUUUAUUUAGAGUUUAUUGAUUAUAUAUUCUAAGUUGUCUAAGUUUGUCGCUAGAUGAAAUUAGCCAUUUGAUAGAUUUUCAAGAUUUAAGGGAUUAGUAUGAAAUUAUUGAAGAUUUAAGGGACUAAUAUCUAGAAGCCUUAAAUUUAAAAUGGCACUAUGUUUUUAUGCACGUGAACUAGUCUAUUAACUUAUCUCACAUAUACAUCAGUUACACUGUAUACAUUAUACACAGAAGCAGAAAACAUUGACACCGACCAUAAAGCCAAAAGACAAAGUGACAUCGUUGGACAAUGCAUACAUUAUACACAGAACAGAACAAAUCUCAGUCAGCUCUUUGAAGACUGCCUUCGUUCUCGCUCUUUAUGAUCUGAAUGAUGGAGGUGACAAAGAUUUCUCUGGGUGCUGGAAUUUGAUCUGAGGUAGCUCUUGAGCUUUGAUAUAAUGAUAUAUGGCCAUGAAGCCAACUGACAAACCACCACAAGAAGGUUUUCUGACCUUCAGAAAAAAACAUGUAAUCACAUCAGAGUUACUAGCACCAUGAAUUAGGCAUGCUUGGUUUCAAGUCAUCGUGUAUCUUAACUACGGUAACACAGUUAAUGCCACUAUUUUCAUUCAUGGUGCACUUGUAGUUUCAUUUGUGAAUUAGGCAUGCCUGGUUUCAAGUCAUCAUGUAUCUAAACGAUAGUGAAUGCCACUAUUUUCAUUCAUGGUGUAAUUAUAGUUUCAUUUGUAUCAUAUAUGAUUACAAAUUAAUUUAUCAUUUAUGAGACUAAUGUGCAACUGCCCCUGUUCGUAGUUGUUAAUGAAAUCGGGUUUAGUAAUGGAUAAAAUCUUGUUUAGAUUUGACCUGUUAUGCAACUUAUUUUGUGGCUAAAAUCAACCUCUGAACCCUAAAUUUGAUUCCCCUUUUUCUUAAUCCCAAGCGAUUUUGCAGGUUGAUCAAAUGCAUCCUCCUCUAACUUUACACAGGCAUCCCAUGUGUGCUGAUAUAAUUGAGGAGUUUCAAAAGUGUCAUACCGAUCAUCCAGUUGGGAAAUUCUUUGGAAAAUGUACUGAGCUCAAGAUAAAGCUCGACAAAUGCUUUCGCCAAGAAAAAGCGGUGAAGAGGAAGGCGAACUUUGAGGAGAGCAAGAAGUUUAAGGAGAGAUUGCAAGCUUACAGAAAAGAAAUGGCAGCACAAGGUUCCGAAUGAUGGAGUGUAAUUUUCAGUUUGUUAUUCUGUAUUGAUUAUUGAUAUUGAAUUAUGAAAUAGGGUUGGGUUUUUAUUGUAAUAUGUGGAAGUUAUGGUGGUGUUUGAGUUAAAUAAUAUUGUUGAGCAUAUAUCAGCCUAAAUACAGUUCGGCUCCUAGAAAAUUGUAUGAACUAGAAUUUUAUACAUAUUAUUUUGAAUUGAAUAAUAUUUCUUUGUGAGAA